Molecule: messenger RNA, 1211 nt
Organism: Heterobilharzia americana
Lineage: Eukaryota; Metazoa; Platyhelminthes; Trematoda; Strigeidida; Schistosomatidae
Source: the annotation of a GenBank genome assembly
CGGAAAAGAAUGAUCUACUCCAGAAUCUGACUUCGAUGAGUAUUGGUGUUGACGUCAUGGAUCAAGUUACUCAGCUGAAGAAUGAAAAGCACAAAUGUCUAUUUGCAAGAGGAUUUUUGUACUUUUAUAACAUACUAUUCGCAAAUCAUAAAUCUGGAUUCUGGUUCUGAUAAGCGCGUUAACUAACUUUCACGUUACUACCAAAGAACUGACUAUAUUGUGUAAAAGAAUGACAGGAUUAAUGUUUUCUUCAAAGCUUAUACCUACAGAAACCUUUCCAUUACGUUUAAUACAUCGGUUUCGAAGUUAUGCUUUCAAAUUAAGAAGUUUUGAUCCUCCCUAUUUGUCUGUUAAACCGCAUAUCCAUUUGUAUCAAGGAAUUCAGUUUGAUGUAACUGGGCAUGAUUAUGCACAGCUAGAAAAAUUUACUUCGUAUAUUCACAAAUGUUUCAACAUUUAUGGAUAUGAAGUCGACAAUUUUCCUUUACCUCCUAAAAAGAAAUCUUUUCGCUUGUACCAUGCCAAUUCCACAAAGAUUCGAUCCGAAUUCGAAAUAUCUGAAUUCCGGAGGAUAUAUAGAAUAUCAGGUUUGAAAACAAUCCAUUUAGCAAUUUUAUUGGAUCUUAUAUACCAGAACUUACCUGCAGGAAUCAGAAUAAAUGUUGGAAAGACAAAUAAUAAUUUGGAUGAAGAUCGUUUCGUCCCGCAGUUGGAAAAAGAAGCUUUGGAGAAAGAACUAUCGAAAAUCAAAUCAUAAACAUUUUUAUUUCACUAGCUUCCGUUAUAAAAUUACAAAUAACUUGUUAAGUCUCGCCUAAUUUUUUAAGAGAUCGAACAAUAUUAUGUAGUUUCGAUGGAGAAUUAGUUUUAUCUCGAUGAAAAUUUCAGGGCAGAUAUAGUAUAUUAGAGGCAUAAAGUAUGGUAUAGCGUUCAUCAUUAUAUUCUUUUUUUUCUCACCGUCACUCCGAAGUAACUUUAGGGUACUUUUGGAAUCACCUAAUAAUGCUGAAUUUCGGUAGUCUGUUAAUCAGUUUCAGUAGGUCAUAGUCUUGUUAGUAUACACUACAUAUUGUAUCGGUGUGACAUUAGUAAGACAAGUCUCAAAGGUAAUCAACAUUCCAAAUAAGCUACUUUCUUUUCUAUUGUCGGAAGAUUUGAUAAAGAAAUGUCGAUCUGUAAGACAGCUUACCUUUUGCAUAAUAAAAUUUUCA